AGCUGACCGCCGCCGCCGGGCGGGAGCGAUGGCGGCCCACCUGAGCUCGGGGCGCGUGAACCUGACGGCUCUGCGCGAGGCGGGGCGCAGGGAGCUGCGCGAGUUCCUCGAUAAGUGCGCGGGCUCCAAGGCCAUCGUGUGGGACGAGUACCUGACCGGGCCGUUCGGGCUGAUCGCGCAGUACUCGCUGCUCAAGGAGCACGAGGUGGAGAAGAUGUUCACCCUGAAGCCGGGCCGCCUGCCCCAGGCUGACGUCAGGAACGUCAUCUUCUUCGUGAGGCCCAGGCUGGAGCUGAUGGACAUCAUCACGGACAACGUGCGCAGGGAAGACAGAGGCCGUUCUCCCCAGAGGGACUUCCACAUCCUCUUUGUGCCGCGCCGCAGCCUGCUGUGCGAGCAGUGGCUGAAGGAGCAGGGAGUGCUGGGGUCCUUCAUCCACCGGGAGCAGUACAGCCUGGACCUCAUACCCUUCGAUGGGGACCUGCUGUCCAUGGAGUCUGAGAGCGCCUUCAAGGAAUGUUACCUGGAGAGUGACCAGACAAGCCUGUACCAUGCGGCGAAGGGGCUGAUGACUCUGCAGGCUCUCUAUGGAACCAUCCCCCAGAUUUUUGGGAAGGGCGAAUGUGCCCGGCACGUGGCUAACAUGAUGAUCAGAAUGAAGCGUGAGUUCCCUGGAAGCCAGAACUCCAUAUUUCCAGUCUUUGAUACCCUCUUGUUGCUGGACCGCAAUGUUGAUCUGCUGACACCGUUAGCCACGCAGCUGACAUACGAAGGGCUGAUUGAUGAAAUCUAUGGAAUUCAGAACACAUACGUGAAACUCCCUCCUGAGAAGUUUGCCCCGAAGAAGCAAGGCGAGGGUGGCAAAGAUCUCCCCACAGAGCCUAAAAAACUCCAGCUGAACUCAGCUGAGGAGCUGUAUGCUGAAAUCCGAGACAAGAACUUCAAUGCUGUGGGGUCAGUGCUGAGCAAGAAGGCCAAGAUCAUCUCAGCAGCCUUUGAGGAAAGACACCAUGCAAAAACUGUUGGAGAGAUUAAGCAGUUUGUGUCGCAGCUGCCGCACAUGCAGGCAGCAAGGAGUUCUCUGGCAAACCACACCUCCAUUGCAGAACUCAUCAAAGACAUCACCACAUCUGAAGAUUUUUUUGAUAAUUUAACAGUAGAACAGGAGUUCAUGUCUGGAAUAGACACAGAUAAGGUUAACAACUAUAUUGAAGACUGCAUUGCUCAAAAACAUUCAUUAAUCAAGAUCCUACGUCUCGUUUGCUUGCAAUCUGUAUGCAAUAAUGGACUGAAGCAGAAAGUUCUGGACCAUUAUAAAAGAGAGAUUCUCCAGACUUACGGCUAUGAACAUAUACUGACCUUAAACAACUUAGAGAAGGCUGGGCUCCUGAAGCUGCAGACAAGUGGUAGGAAUAACUACCCAACAAUCCGGAAAACCCUGCGCUUAUGGAUGGAUGAUGUUAACGAGCAGAACCCCAACGACAUCUCCUAUGUGUACAGUGGCUACGCACCGCUGAGCGUGCGCCUGGCACAGCUGCUGGCAAGGCCGGGGUGGCGGAGCAUAGAGGAGGUGUUAAAAAUGCUGCCAGGACCCCACUUUGAGGAGCGGCAGCAGCUACCAACUGGCCUUCAGAAGAAGCGUCAGCACGGUGAGAACCGAGUCACGCUGGUGUUCUUCCUGGGAGGUGUGACAUAUGCAGAAAUAGCUGCACUGAGAUUUCUAUCUCAAAUGGAAGAUGGAGGCACAGAGUACGUCAUUGCCACCACAAAACUCAUCAAUGGAACAACCUGGAUCAAAUCCUUGAUGGAAAAAUUAGAGCCUGCCCCUUUCUAGAAACUGUGGCAAGAGAGAGCGAAACUGAGCAGCCCUGUGUGACACAGGUGCAUCACCUGCUGGUGGGGCUCUUGACUAGGAAGGAAUCAUGCCCCCAGAAGAAUGGCAUGCUCCUGAGACCAGUCCAUGAUGCAGCUUCCCACCUCCCUCUCUGCACUUGUAUUCCCACUGUUUGUUUGUGGAACUUGUAGUAGCCCAGUGGUGCUGAAAGACAUUAACCAUGAAAUAAACAAUGGGAGAAAGAGAUGUAUCUGCUUGCAGUAUGAAUCAAUGGUCAAGUGCUGGGGCAGAGGAAUUUGCCCUGCUCAACCCACUUCCGUUUUUCUUUCAGUUUUGUUCUUCCUAACAGGCUCAGGAAGCAGGGCCUCAUCUGUUCCUGAUUUCGUAUCACUGGUCUCUGUGGCUUGCAGGUCACAGCUGAGUUUUCUCACAUCCUUGAACACCGAUUGUACAAGGGAAAGAUAACUGCAGUAAAGAGGAAGCAUUGACUUUUUUUGCUGCAAACCUUUAGGUACAGUUUGAGGACAAAAAAAGCAAUGACGCACAAUUCACAAAGUAGCAAAAUGAAACAGAAAGCAUUAGGUAACAGGCUCCUUUUGCACCCAGCUGCUCAAGAACAUUCUCUACUAUUCAGCUGCUGCAUAUCCUCAGUGCCCCUCAAGCAGCUGGUGAUGUGAGGGACCCGUACUGCACUGUCUCUUAGGGCUAGCUACUUCUAGGCCACAUUUAAGUCCACUAUCUUGCACACUGCUUGGCCAGGACAUUCACUGGACUUCCACUUGCACAGGCAGCAACAGCUAAAUCUUGAACUACACACAUGCACGUCAGCAGCACAGACUGGACGCAACUGACUGCAGCCAGGUUGCUAGGGAAAUGCCAGUCUUUUACUUCAGCCAUUUUGGGAGGGGCGCAGUGGGAGGUGGAUUAUUUGUGCCAGGUAUAACCCCACCUGGCUGUAAAGCAACUCCUGAGUGUGAAUUGCAUCACUGUGCCACGUGUUUGAAGGUACACAGACACAGGCUCUUCUCACAUGGGACGCAGACCAAAAAUAGCUGUCAGUAAACCAGUAAGCAGGAGGCUUAAAACAGACACCUUUCUUGUUUUCCUGUGUUCAGUUUAUAAACUGUGGUACUUGCUGUUGCAGAGCCCGAAAUUACAACGGAAUUUUCCUUGGUCUUGGGGGCUGGGGCUGCUGAGCCAACGUACACAAGCGGCAGCUUCUGGCUCCAGGAGUGUGCUUUGCUAUGGCUGGUGGCUGGGAAGGCAGAGCAGGCCCUGCUGUCUGCCCUUCCCUUUGGUUGCUGACGCUGUACUCACGCUCUCCACAGCAAACACUGAGGACUCUGUUUCACACUGAAUUUCAUUAUUACACAGUUAUGGAAAAAAAAAAAACAAACCCACAUUAAAUCACUCUCUUAGCAAACA
Messenger RNA from Lagopus muta (rock ptarmigan), 3259 nucleotides. RefSeq names its product VPS33A core subunit of CORVET and HOPS complexes (gene VPS33A). The record is from RefSeq and is a predicted model, not a curated record. The transcript is spliced from 13 exons. Gene Ontology annotation, biological process: vesicle-mediated transport; intracellular protein transport. Lineage: Eukaryota; Metazoa; Chordata; Aves; Galliformes; Phasianidae. The coding region runs from base 29 to 1834 and encodes 601 amino acids. Gene Ontology annotation, cellular component: CORVET complex; lysosome.